GUCAGCAGCUUCCUAAUUCCCUCAAGCUCAGAGCACCACUAGCUGGUGAAUGGCUGGGAGGGUUCCUGUGUGUUUGCACUUCACAAUGGAGGCAAUAAUUUCUACGGUUCUUGGUGAUAUUGUCAGCAGAUCCAUAUCCGUCUUGGUUGGCCAAGGAGCAGAGGAUAAUAUACAGAGGCUGCGCUAGCUGCUUCUGAGGAUAUCUGUUGCUGUCGAGGAGGCCGAGGGGUGUCGUGUCGCACACUGAGGGAUGAUCCAUCAGGCUAGCGUGAUGAGAGGGCAGAUAGAGAGUCCAUGAAGACUAGAACACCAGAUGGUUCAAUGAAGACUAGCUGGCCAUUCAAAGUCAUCAAGUCUGCAACUGCCUAAUUCCUUCAAGCUCAGUGCACCUGACUUGGCAACUGCUUAAGUCCUUCAAGCUCAGACCACCAUCUAUCCGGAGAGAGGCUGGGAGGGGUUGUUUGCGCUUCGUGAUGGAGGCGCUCAUCUCCGCAGUUCUUGGAGAUAUUGUCAGCAGAGCUAUAUCUGUUGUGGUCGACAAGUGCCGCGAGCAGACAACCACCGAGGAGGAUCUUGAGAGACUGCGCCAGCUGCUUCUGAGGAUAUCUAUUGUUGUCGAGGAGGCCGAGGGGCGGCUUGUAACAAACCGAGGGAUGAUCCGUCAGGUUUGCAUGAUGAGAGAGCAGAUGUUCAGAGGAUACUACCUUCUCGAUGCAUUCAGGUGCAGAGAGAAGAAUACCGAGGAAGACGAGGUGAGCCACUGCUCUUUCGCUCGGUCCGCAUUCAGUCCAGCUAAGCGCUUUCGCCGCCUUUCUAGCAGCACUCAAACUGAGAGCAUGAUAAUAGCAUGUAGAGAAAGAAGCAGUAAGGAGUUGAAACAGGUUGUACUAGGCCUAGAAACCAUGGUUGCUGACAUGAAGGAGUUUGCUGUGUUUCUUAUGAGCUACCCUCGCAUGCACCGCCAGCCUCGUAGCACGUACCUGUUCAUGGACAGGUGUAUGUUUGGCCGCCAGAUGGAGAUGGAACACGCCAUCAACUUCUUGCUACAAGCGGAUCAGCAGAUUCUAGGGAAUGGAGAUCCUGGUGUCCUUCCAAUUGUUGGUUCUGCACUUAUUGGGAAAAGCACUCUUGUGGAGCAUGUUUGCGACGACGAGCGGGUGCGCAACCACUUCUCGUCGAUCUUGUUCUACACUGGAGACAGUCUCACUACAGAUGAAACGGCAACAACUUUCAGAGACAACUGUACAAUCAAGCACCAAAACAUCAACAUCGCCUCAGUUGAAGAAAGAUCCUUGCUUGUCGUCGAGCUCUGCGAAGACUUCGACGAAGACGCAUGGAGGGGGCUGCUGCGCUCUUCCACGAGAUCCCUGAAACAUGUGAGCAAGAUCAUAAUCACUAGCCGAUCAGAGAAGGUGGCCAGUCUCGGAACAACUGAGGCGGUCAGGUUAGAACGCCUGCCUGAAGAGGCCUACUGGUACUUCUUCAGGACGCUGGCGUUCGGGAGCACGGACCCCGAGGAUCACCCGGAGCUGACGUCCAUCGGCAUGGAGCUCGCUGUCGAGAUGCGUGGCUCAUUCAUGAACGCGUUCAUCAGCGCCGGCCUGCUGCUGGGACUGGGCGCAGACCGUCUCCGUGCCCGGACCUGGCGCAGGGUCCUCGCACAUUUCAGGGACUACAGGCAGAAGAACACCCUGCUGCUGGGUGGCGAGUACCCGCUCGACCUCCAGUCCCGGUAUGUCUGGAGCAUGGCCCAAGCGCCGCAUCUGGGUCGUCUCAAGCUGUUCCUGCUGCGCGAUAGCUACCAGAGAGGGCCGGAUGAUCGCACCGAGGUGCCGAGGGUGACGGCGGUCGACCUCCUGUCCGGGAGCGCCGCCGUGCCGCUGGGCAGGUCUGAGGUGCUGUUCUGGAGGUCCCUCGUACCACCGUACUACAGGUACAUGUAUGUGUGCGAGUGCGAGUUUGUGCGGCACAAGAACAAGAACACCACGAUAGAAAUGGAGCCAUAGAGGUGGUUCAUGCAUGUUUUGAGUUCUUAGUUGACCGAUCAUAUAUUGUAGUAUGUUGUGGUUGGUACCCGGCCGGUAAUCUCAUCGUUUAGUUGCAAUCACUUGGUUGUAUAUAUAUACUCUUGUCUGAACAAACAUGCCUUGCAAUAAAAUCCAGUUGAUCUCUC
This is a messenger RNA of Aegilops tauschii subsp. strangulata, 2173 nucleotides long. Its product is annotated as disease resistance protein RGA2. The record is from RefSeq and is a predicted model, not a curated record. Gene Ontology annotation, molecular function: ADP binding. Lineage: Eukaryota; Viridiplantae; Streptophyta; Magnoliopsida; Poales; Poaceae.